CCAUCAAGAAUGAAUUAUAUAUAUAGAUAUAUAGACACUUCCAUCAUUUCUAUUGAGAAUGAACUAUGAGAUACAGUGUGUGUGUGUGUGUAUACAUAUACAUGUGUGUCAACAGUCCCACGUCAGAUCACCCACGACCUCAAACAACAUAGAGUUCAGGGGAAAACUGCAUACAUACAAUAUAGUAAGCCAUCUCAAUUAUAUACAACCAAUAGCUAGUAUCGGAGGCUUGUAGGAGGUUGCUAUUUCCGUCCAACUUUGGGCUUAAUGGGGACUCCAGGGAGCAUAACGGUGAGUUAAUGAAUAAGAGAGGAGGUCACUUCGCCAAGGGAAAGCAGAGAAAAUUCAGUGCAUUUGUUCUCUUCCAACUGAAAGUGAAGAACGUGUUUGGAUUUUGGGAGAAAAACUUAAAUUCCUCUUAAUGGUUGUGAAAUGUCACAUCAGGCCGUGCAAUGGGAAAGUCGGGAAGAAAGGGAAAGGGGAUCCGAUUGAAAAUCAACCUGCGCUCCUGGGGAAGCGGAGCCUGCCUCUGAACGGCUCUAGGAAGAAAUCCCCAUAGAUUCAAAUAGGCUCCGGAACCGCCCAGAGUUCUGUGGUCCGUUGCAUCCGUUACGCAGGCUUCACCGAUCCAAGCGUUCAAACCAGAUCUCUUUCAAGGCUGAUGGUUUCUACAUUUGAACUCUGGCAGUUAUUCGGAGUCCUUGUUUCGGGGGGAGGAAAGGCAGAAGAAUCCCUUUCAAGCUCCCGACGCACCUCCUCCAGCAAGGCCGGCCAGCUGGUGCCAAUGACUCCAUGACCGCCUCCAAGGUGAUGGCCAUGCUGCCGCAGGGGAAGAACUGGCGCUCCAUGGGCAAGGGCCUGGCGCUGGGCACCCUCCUGACCAGCUUCAUGCUGCUGCUCUACUCCUACGCCAUCUCGCCCUUGCAAGUCAGCAUGACCGAGACGCCCAUCCCCUCGGCUUGCUCUUCCCUCCGUGCCCCGGCCCGCCUGCCCUCCUCCUCCAACGCCAGCCGCAGCCUCUCGGGCCGCAGGUGCCUCCCCAAGCGGGACAUCAUGUUCAUGAAGACCCACAAGACAGCCAGCAGCACCAUCCUCAACAUCCUCUUCCGCUUUGGGGAGAAGCACCGCCUCAAGUUUGCCUUCCCCAACGGCCGCAACGACUUCUACUACCCGUCCUUCUUUGAGCGCAGCCAGGUGCGGGACUACCGCCCGGGCAUGUGCUUCAACAUCAUCUGCAACCACAUGCGCUUCCAGUACGAGGAGGUGCGCAAGCUGCUGCCGGCCGGCGCCACCUUUGUGACGGUGCUGCGGGACCCGGCGUACCUCUUUGAGUCCUCCUUCCACUACUUUGGGCGCAUCAUUCCCUUGACCUGGAAGCUCUCCGGGGAGGACAAGCUGGCCGAGUUCCUGCGGGACCCCUGGCGCUACUACGACCCCAACGGCUUCAACGCCCACUACCUGCAGAACCUGCUCUUCUUUGACCUGGGCUACGACAACACCCUGAACCCCAGCAGCCCCCGGGUGGAGCAGUCCAUCCAAGAGAUCGACCAGCGCUUCCACUUGGUCAUGCUCCUGGAGUACUUUGACGAGUCCCUGGUGCUCCUCAAGGACUUGCUCUGCUGGGAGCUGGAGGACGUCCUCUACUUCAAGCUCAACGCCCGGAAGGACUCCACCGUCUCCCGCUUGACGGGCGAGCUCUACCAGAAGGCCACCGCCUGGAACCUCAUUGACGCCAAGCUCUACCGGCACUUCAACGCCACGUUCUGGCGCAAGGUGGAGGCCUACGGGAGGGAGCGCAUGGCCGAGGACGUGGCCCGCCUCCAGGAGGAGAACGAGAAGAUGACCCGCAUUUGCAUCGACGGGGGCCGCCCCGUGGACGCCAACGCCAUCCAGGAGUCCGCCAUGCAGCCCUGGCAGCCCCUGGGCGAGAAGUCCAUCCUGGGCUACAACCUCAAGAAGCGCAUCCACAAGAAGCACCGCAAGCUGUGCCGCAAGAUGCUGACCCCCGAGAUCCAGUACCUGACGGACUUAGGAGUCAACCUGUGGAUCACCAAGCUCUGGAGCCGAGUGCGGGAUUUCCUCAAGUGGUAGGCGUGGGCGCCGGCCCCUCUCCCUGACCCACCGCGAGGACCGCCUGGUGCUUAUCCUUCCCAUUCCCCUUCCUUCAAUCCUUCCUCGUAUUUUUUGGGGGUCGGCCAUGUUGCCAUCGUGCCACCCGAGAGUGUGCCGACCGGUUUCAACACCAGACCACGUCGAGAAGCAACUAGAUUGAGCAGCCGAGAAACAAAAUAUCUCCCCGUCACCUUGGCAAAGGCUUCUGUGUGAACCUGAUGCUGUGCAGAUUCUGAGCUGCAACACUAAAGAGCAGAGCAAACAAUAACAGACCACAACACCAAGAAAGACACCGUGGUCGUCCGCAAUAUUCUCUCUUCCCUUGUUUCUGCUUCCUCUGUUUCCAGUGUUUGUAGACAGACAAACAGUUGCCUAUUUCCCCAUCUGUGUGAUUCUUAAGCAACAGUCGAGAGCACGUUCCUUAAGAACCGUACAAUAUGGGCCUCACUACAUCACAAACCGGAAGCAAUUCUGUUACGGCUUCUCCGUCUUGGGUCCUACAGAUAUUUUGGCAACAUCUGAAGGAACAAGAAUUACAGUUCAGUCUUUCGACAGAAAGCGUCCAUUUUUAGAUCAUUAGAAAACCAUCCUAUGUUCCCAGUGUAGACACAAGGGAACGGAUAAGCCGUAACUGUUUGUCUGUCUGUCCCCCUUGUAUGUCGACCCUUCUCAAAGUGUUAUUCCCCCCCCCCCCCCCCCAAUGUGUUGUUAAUGCCUAAGACCAAAUCGAUAAGAGUAUUUUGCUUCAAGCUUGGAAAAGCCACCCUUUUGGGGGGAAACAACUCCUGAAGGAGGGUUCUCUGGGAGGUGGAAUCCCAAAAGAGAGGCCUUUUCCCAGUUCGGGUUGAUUACGAGUGCGUUACCGAGUGCGUUACUGAGCGUGUUUUCCGAUUUCCUUGGGUCCAGAAUGGAAGAAGCCGCCCCAAGGAAAUGGCCCCCGUUGGGAUGCUUUAUGGAGAGCUUGGAAAAGCCUAGAGAACCCGUCCCACCGAGUCAAGGCUGCAGCGUAGGGAUGCCGAGGCCGACCUCAGGCAUUUCUUUCCCUCUCGUUCCCAAAGUGAUGCCUUUUGCUGGGACUCAAGAGCGGGGCCACCAGCUCUUCACAAGCCUGUUUUGUUCUAAUCACAUUCUGGUGCUUACCGAUUUCUGAUCCGGAACCUUCUUGUCCAACACCGGUGAAGACCACUUGUUUGUGCCCCCUGCCCCCAUGUUUCCCCUUCCUAAGCCGCCUCGAGGCAUGCGCCGUAAUCUAUUUCUCAUCGUUGUAAGUGUUUGUUUUAUUUAUUCGUAAACUGUUUCAGCCUAAAUGGACAGGAGACGACAACCUUUGAGUCUCUGCCGACAACCCAGUUAAGGGAAACUGUACUCUCUAUAUAGUAUUAGACAUAUAUAUAUAUAUAUAGGAACAAAGGUCCAAAGUCUUGCCUAUUUGUGUGUGCUAUACACCCCAAUCUCCAGCAGGUAGAAGGGCCGACUGAUAUGGAAACCCUGUCGAAUUGAGAUCUGGGCCCAGAAACGUCUUCCUCCAAAACCCAUGGUUUGAGGAUCCCAGGAUUUCCCUCUUUGGACACAAAUGAUAGGAUCUGGUGAGGACCAGCAUACUUCCUUUAUUGGGGGGGGGGGGGUCACUGAAGGCAUAAAUGGGGGGAAGCCCUUCCGAGGCCCCCGACGUUUGCGGUGCCAGGUCAACCAGGGGAGCCUCUCUCCGUGCCUCCGUUCCCCCACUCCUUCUCCCCACUGUCCCAUCUUCUGCGUGUGUCCAAUACAAUACAAUAAAAAGUUCACUAGAGUGUUGUAAAAUACAUUAUACUGUAUAUCAGACUGGUUUUUUUGAAUACAGAGGUUUUGUUCCACCGUU
Messenger RNA from Anolis carolinensis (green anole), 3970 nucleotides. RefSeq names its product galactose-3-O-sulfotransferase 1 (gene gal3st1). The record is from RefSeq and is a predicted model, not a curated record. The transcript is spliced from 4 exons. The coding region runs from base 793 to 2091 and encodes 432 amino acids. Gene Ontology annotation, molecular function: galactosylceramide sulfotransferase activity. Gene Ontology annotation, biological process: myelination; galactosylceramide biosynthetic process. Lineage: Eukaryota; Metazoa; Chordata; Lepidosauria; Squamata; Anolidae. Gene Ontology annotation, cellular component: membrane.